AUGUGGCCACGUGGCCAGUUGAGGAACUCUGAUGUUGGUAGAUGGAAGUGGGUUGAUAGGGGACCACUUAAGGGUUUAUGCAAAAUAUCUUGUAACAAACUUCUCUUUCUUCCCUGCAAAAACUAUUCUGGAGUUGCCGGCAUCCUUGAAUUGCCGUGGUGGAUGAUGAAGAUGAAGAGACGGAGAGAAGACAGGGACAGGGAUAACCUAAGUGGCUUUCCUGACGAUGUUUUGAUCCAUAUAAUGAAAUUUAUAAGCAUAAAAGAUGCUGUUCGGACUUGUGUCUUGUCUAAAAGGUGGAAGGACCUUUGGAAAGAUCUCAUUGUUCUCAAAUUCGAUAACAUCCGAGCUUUUGAUGAUGCAAAUUUUAAAAUGUUAGAGAUUCCGAAAUAUCUGCAAUUGCCGGCAUUAAAAAGCUUGCAUCUUGAAUAUGUCAUGUUUACUGCAAGUGACAAUGACUGUGCUGACCCCUUUUCAACCUGUAAGAUGUUGGAUACAUUGUUCAUUAGUAGCUUUCGUUUGCAUGAUGAUGUUAAAACCCUUCGCAUAUCUAAUUCUAACCUUUCUAGUUUGACCAUAUGCUAUCAUCUCCUUAGUUCUCCACCUUACAAAAUUGUGAUUUCUACUCCAAAUGUCAAUUCUCUUACUGUCAUGGGUUUAGAUAUUAGCAAAGAUUUAGUCAUUCUAAACUGGUUGAAAGUGCUGGCAAAUGUAAAGAUAAUGACACUUACUUCUGACACACUUUCUAUAUUAUUAAGUGAUCUCUCAAAAUCCGGUUCAACGAGUACACAACCUCCUUGCUUUGUUAGAUUGGAGGCAUUGAAAGUGAAAAUGCAAUCAUCUGCAAAACUACUUGAUGAGGAAGUAAAUAGGAUAGUGAAGUACCUACUUCAGAACUUUCCGCUGGCCAGAGUUGAUUUCAUUGAGCCACUUCCUAAUAAACCUCGACUAGCGAGGGUGGGUUGUGGUUUAUCAUGUUACGAGUCAGUGAAGGUUAUUAUUCAACUUGUCUAUUUAAGGGAUGCGAGUGAGGCUGAACGCCUUGCUGAGUUUGUAAAUGUAAUGUCAAACGUGUGUCAAAUUAGUGUCACACUAUCUGGAUUUGAGUAA
Gastrolobium bilobum is the source of this 1110-nucleotide messenger RNA. RefSeq names its product F-box protein At5g03100-like. Bases 1 to 1110 code for a protein of 369 amino acids. The transcript has 8 exons. NCBI's taxonomy places the organism in Eukaryota, Viridiplantae, Streptophyta, Magnoliopsida, Fabales, Fabaceae. The record is from RefSeq and is a predicted model, not a curated record. Gene Ontology annotation, molecular function: protein binding.